Molecule: messenger RNA, 354 nt
Organism: Arabis nemorensis
Lineage: Eukaryota; Viridiplantae; Streptophyta; Magnoliopsida; Brassicales; Brassicaceae
Source: the annotation of a GenBank genome assembly
AUGGGUUCGGACAAGCCCGAGCAUGCCACGGUGAUGGUUCACCCUAACAACCGAGCCAUAGCAUACUGGCGAGAAAGGUUCCUCGUGCUAUGUCUAGGCAUGAGACCGGUAGAGGCCUACUGCCGAGAGUUUAUGAUGCCCAAUGACGCGAUAGGAUGCACCCUUGAUCUGGACGUGCUCAACCGUAAGUUUUGGCAUGGGUUGAGGGAUGAGCUGCGUCGGGCCUUUGACCCAUACGCUCACCAUACAAUGUUAACGCUAGCCUCCGAUGCGACUCUUCUUGAGGGCCGCAAGGGGAUUCCUGGACAGAAGAGGUGCCCACAGGAACCAGGUUGGCACAUAGUGCCAAUAUAG